Cydia splendana is the source of this 805-nucleotide messenger RNA. RefSeq names its product mitotic spindle assembly checkpoint protein MAD2A (gene mad2). The record is from RefSeq and is a predicted model, not a curated record. Gene Ontology annotation, cellular component: kinetochore; nucleoplasm; cytoplasm. Gene Ontology annotation, biological process: mitotic spindle assembly checkpoint signaling. NCBI's taxonomy places the organism in Eukaryota, Metazoa, Arthropoda, Insecta, Lepidoptera, Tortricidae. The transcript has 3 exons. Bases 100 to 723 code for a protein of 207 amino acids.
CAAAACUCCAACGGACUUUCGUGAAUUAAACUUUUCGUAUUGUGUUAUUAUUUUGUUAUUUUUCUUUGUUUGACUUUCUUGAUAAAUUUUGCAAAUAAAAUGUCACAGCAGCAGACGAAGAACAGCAUAACACUUCGGGGUUCUGCGCAAAUUAUUUGCGAGUAUUUAAAAUAUGCAAUCAACUCUGUUCUAUUUCAAAGAGGACUGUAUCCUCCGGAAACGUUUAAAGCGGAACAACAGUAUGGAAUCACUCUACUCAUGUCAGAGGAUGCACAAAUUAAGAGUUUUCUAACCAAUCUUCUUACUCAAAGUGAAGAGUGGAUAAUCAAGAAAAAGGUCAGCAAACUAUCACUUGUAAUACUAAAUGUAGCUAAUAAAGAGGUGCUUGAAUGCUGGGACUUCAAUGUGCAGUAUGAAGAUGGCGAUGCUGCUCUAUCUAAGGAAAAAAAUGAAACCGUAAGCAGUAAAGAUCUAAAAAAGAUACAGCAAGAAAUUAGAGACGUAAUGUUGCAAGUAGCAGCCACUAUUUCAUACUUACCAUUCUUAGACUGUAGAUGUUCAUUUGAUGUCCUAGUGCAUGCUAGGACAGACUGUGACGUACCUGAGAAAUGGGCGGAGGCAGAGCCUGUGGCAAUUCAGAACGCACAGAAUGUUCAGUUCAAAGCAUUUUCAACUGGACUCAAUAAAGUAGAAACUGUAGUUAGCUAUAAGUUAGUUGAUUAGUGUAGUUCUUAGUUGGCAGCUGUCUUGUGUUGUUUAUUUAAUAGAAUGUGUGAAUAGGUUCGCCAAAGACAAACACUGAUUU